GGACGCUGCCCUCCUCGCUCUCAAGUCUGGGAUCUGGAUCUGGGACGCACGCUUCCAUCUGUUGAUCUGCCCAGCGUCAAGCGUCAAGCCAGCGCCCACCAAGCCCCCAGGCCAUCCUCCAAGCAACCUCCGUCUGCCAUGGUCCAGCUUACAGAAAUCCCCUCGAACGAUCCCAUCAUCAAGGAGAUCGAGGUCGAGAACGAUGAAGACUACGAAGACAUUGAGGACGAGGAGGAAGAGGUCCCUGCCAACCCGACCGAAGUGAACGGCAGCAACGAGCCGAGCACCAAGGCCGGCGUCGCCGCCGAUAUCGACGGAAUCGACGACGAGGACGAUGACGACGAGGACGACGACGACGACGACAUGGACGAGUCGCUGAUCGAGCGGCUGUCGGCCCUGACCGAGAUCAUUCCGUACGCAACGAGACGAUCGGUCUACAAUGCGGUCUCGGGCACCCUCGGUCUUGGAUACGGCGUCCUGCGACUGGCCGGUGGUCUGGGAUGGAUCGUCGCCACUGCCUCGUUACUGGUGGCCCUGCCUGUUGCCCUCGAGGUUGAGCGCGAGACCUUUGCCCUGAUGGCCGAAGCCCAGCAGCGCGGAGGUGCCCAUGGACAGGCCCAGCAGGCCCAGCAAGUCAUCGGCGGCCCUGCUGCCUAAGCACGCAUACUUUUCGGCAUCGCACAGUCCUCCAAACUCCAAUCAGCGUCCUUGGACAUGCUUCAGGAGUCGCAACCCCUCCCUCCUCCUCCUCCUCUUUCCCUCUCCUCCCCCAUCGCCACGCAUCGCCACGCAUGCUAUUUUGUACAGGCAUUCUCUACAGCGUUCACGAACGAAACGGAACGAAACGAAGCGAAACGAAUCGGAGUUGCACUGGUAUUUUGUGGUCCAACAGCAAUCGCUCGGUUUUUGUCCUUCGGGAUUCGGAAUACACACCUCCCCACCCCCCGCUC
Polychytrium aggregatum is the source of this 950-nucleotide messenger RNA. Its product is annotated as mitochondrial import receptor subunit Tom22-domain-containing protein. The record is from RefSeq and is a predicted model, not a curated record. Gene Ontology annotation, biological process: intracellular protein transport. NCBI's taxonomy places the organism in Eukaryota, Fungi, Chytridiomycota, Chytridiomycetes, Polychytriales. Bases 139 to 657 code for a protein of 172 amino acids. Gene Ontology annotation, cellular component: mitochondrial outer membrane. The transcript has 2 exons.